Molecule: messenger RNA, 1698 nt
Organism: Colletotrichum gloeosporioides
Lineage: Eukaryota; Fungi; Ascomycota; Sordariomycetes; Glomerellales; Glomerellaceae
Exons: 1
Coding region: 1-1698 (565 amino acids)
Biological process (GO): positive regulation of transcription by RNA polymerase II
Cellular component (GO): nucleus
Molecular function (GO): DNA-binding transcription factor activity, RNA polymerase II-specific; zinc ion binding; transcription cis-regulatory region binding
Source: RefSeq, a predicted model, not a curated record
AUGCCGCGCCGGCGAGAUCCAACAAAGCAGGUCUCUCGCCGGAGCCACCGCGGCUGCCACCGCUGCCGGCUGCACAAGAUCCGCUGCGACGAGGCAAAACCUCACUGUGGGCCGUGUACUUCCCGUGGCUAUCCCGACUGCGUCUACGCGCAGAUCCUCAAGUGGGAGACUGACUACGUCGGCCGCGCCUUUGGGAGAGCCGGCGUGUGGUCGAAGUCCGGCGGUGGUGGCGCUGCCAAGAAGAAACCCGGCGCAACAACGCCGCCGACGGCGCCGGACUCUUCGUACUGGAGCCUACCCACCCGCGUCCACUCCUUCGGCUUUCUCAACACCUUUAUCACCGAUUUCGAGGGCGAGGAGUCCUCGUCGUCCUCCAGCGAUGACAGCUCCAACGACGACCGCAAAAACACGGCGCUGACUCUCAGGCGCAACAUCAGCCAUCUCACGCGGCCCGUGACUUACAUCCAGCUCGACAAUAGGGCAGAGUCGCAUUUACUAACGUACUAUCUCGAUCGCAUCUGUCCCAUGACGGUACCGUGCGCCAAAAACGAGUCCCCCUUUUCGGCCCUCAUUUUCCCCUUUGCCGUCUCAUCCGCCUCCCCUGCUCUCAUGCACGCCCUCCUCGGCCUCGCAGCCUCACACCGCGCCAGGUCAGACACCAGCUUCCAGCCCGUAGCUCUCAGCUACUCCGCCAAAGUCAUCCGCUCGCUCCGUCUGACACUGGACAGCAAAUCCUCAAUCGACAUCGCCGCAAGCUCGGAGAUCCUCGUGCUGAUGAUGCUUCUGUGCCAGCUGGAAAUCAUCGCAGAGUGUGACAAACGCUGGGUCACACAUCUACGGGGCGCGCGCGACCUCAUCCGGUUCCGGCGCCAAGGCCUGUCCUCCGACGCCGCGCGGGUGGCGGCGCGGCAGCAGAGCCCGUGGGAGCAGAUCAUCAAGUUCACGGAGCGCUACUUCGCCUUCUACGACGUGAUGGGGCGGACGGCCUGCGGCGAGGAGCCGAUCUUUGGCAACGACUUUUGGACGACGCAGGAGGACGAACUGGACCUCUGGAUGGGCUGCUCGCCGCACCUUGUCAGCAUCAUCGGCGAGAUCACGGAGCUCAGCUUCAAGUACCACCGCCUGUCGGCGUCGACGGCGGAGGACUGCUGGCAGGACCUGGAGAGGCAGCGGAUACGGCUGAUUGCAAUGCUGCAGCAGCCGAAACUCAAGUCUGACAGCGAGGACGAGAUUAUUCGCACAUCCGUUGAGAUGAAGCGGUCGACUGUGGAGUUGUACCUGCACUCCGCCCUCAAUGACACGAACCCCGCCACGCCCGUGAUUAGACAAAGCGUGAAGAAAAUACUGCGGCUCGUUGCGACGCUGCUGAGAGCGGACGUCAAGGCCGGGCUCACGUGGCCCCUUUUCAUGACUGCUUGUCAGCUGGAUCCUACGGAGGAGCUAGAGUGGGCCGCGGAAGAUCUUGACGAUGAGGAGGUGCCUCGCCACGCGCGGCCUUUCAUCUUGUACGCUCUGGACAAGCUGUCGGAUUCCCUCUCAAACGUCACAAGAACGAGGUUUGUCAUUGAAAAAGUGUGGAAGCAGCGAGAGGCUGCGUCGUUUCUGUCUUCAGAUCGACAGCUCUCGCCCAGUCCAAAGGCGUUCAACGAUUGGGCUCGUUUCGUCGCGCCGCACUGCCAUAACAUCAGUCUCGCCUGA